UUGAAAAUCACACGUCUUAUUAAAUUCAAAUUCAAAUGUUCAUCCAGGAAUCCCACCACGUUCCCUGUUCCCACUUCCACCAAUAAAAAAACCACCAAAAAAACUGCUUUUCACAACUCUAUAAAUCAACAACCAAUCCCAAACCCCUUUCUUCUACACCCACAAUUUUUUCUUGCACAAACAAAAAAAACACAAGCAUGAUAAACAACAGUACAAGUGAAACCAAGUACCACUUACCAAAACGUAUAAUCUUAGUCCGUCACGGGGAAAGUGAAGGAAACAAAGACGACACAACAUACGGCAUAACCCCAGAUUACAAAAUCCCAUUAACAACACGUGGCAUUCAACAAGCAAACCAAGCUGGGUCCCGGAUUCUUGAUGUUGUCUCUGGAUCAUCGGACAAGUGGAAGGUUUACUUUUAUGUCUCACCAUACGUGCGCACGCGCUCCACGCUCCGUGAGAUUGGUCGAGCAUUUCCUAGGAACAGAGUGCUUGGUGUUAGAGAAGAGUGUAGAGUUAGAGAACAAGAUUUUGGGAAUUUUCAAGUUGCUGAGAGGAUGAAAGUUAUUAAGGAAACAAGAGAGAGAUUUGGGAGGUUUUUUUAUAGGUUUCCUGAAGGUGAAUCUGCUGCUGAUGUUUAUGAUCGUGUUUCACAUUUCCUUGAAACUCUAUGGAGGGAUGUUGAUAUGAACAGGCACCAUCAUGACCCUAACGACGAGUUGAACCUUGUAAUUGUAUCCCAUGGUCUAACUAGUCGAGUCUUUCUAAUGAAGUGGUUCAAGUGGACCGUUGAGCAAUUCGAGUACCUAAACAAUCUAGGGAAUUGCGAGUUUCGAGUUAUGGAAUUAGGGGCUGGUGGUGAAUAUAGCUUAGCAGUCCAUCAUAGUGAUGAAGAGAUGCUAGAAUGGGGGAUGUCCCCUGAGAUGAUCGCAGACCAAAAAUGGCGAGCUAAUGCUAACAGGGGUGCUUUGAAUGAUCAUUGCCCUUGGUACCUUGAUGAAUUCUUUGACCAUUUAGUGGAUUCAAAUGACAAAGAUGGGGAAGAUGUGAAAUCAAACAACUCUAUUGAUCUUCCCCUAGCAUGAUACUGUUAACGUGCAUUUGUUCCAAUUCAUUACUUGCUGUUGUAUUGUUCAUUUGGUUAACUGAUAGAAAUGUUUGUAAGCUCUUUUCUAGUUUCAUGUAGUUGUUCCAGUUUUAGGCCCGGGGAGGCUUGUUUCCUCUUGUUUUAGGCAUUGUUAGUGUCAAUUUGUUGUAAAUUUGAAACCUUCAAUUGUAUAUCAAACGUUUGACAUCA
Messenger RNA from Lycium ferocissimum, 1297 nucleotides. Its product is annotated as phosphoglycerate mutase-like protein AT74H. Lineage: Eukaryota; Viridiplantae; Streptophyta; Magnoliopsida; Solanales; Solanaceae. The transcript has 2 exons. Gene Ontology annotation, molecular function: phosphatase activity. The record is from RefSeq and is a predicted model, not a curated record. The coding region runs from base 198 to 1085 and encodes 295 amino acids.